Symbiodinium sp. CCMP2456 is the source of this 808-nucleotide messenger RNA. The record is from the annotation of a GenBank genome assembly. Lineage: Eukaryota; Dinophyceae; Suessiales; Symbiodiniaceae.
GUACGGGAAGUCACGAUUUUCCAGCCAAGUGGCUCCGGAACGACGGCUCCUGCUGCAACUGCUUGGCCUGAUGCUGGCGCUUCGGAAGAGACAGACAGGCGGAAAGACACCAGCACUGCGGGAAUGGGCGACCGAUAAGCUGCAGAUGCUGAAGUUUUCUGUGGUUGCAGCCGCGGCUGCUGUGUGCGACGGAGAAGAACUGGUUCUGGAAUUCACUCGCAGCGUGGAGGCAGAGAACACAGACCCUUGCACCUUGGCGUCUCUCGUGGAUGAAUUCUUGAAGACGAUGGAAACCCUUUUUGUGGAGGGGAAUAUCUGGCGGGCCGAUAACAAGCACACCUGGACACAAGUGGUGAUCGACCAGAUGAAGGAGGCCAAGAAGGAUUUUCUCCCGAAGGGACUGCAAGAGGAGCUUCGGGAGUGCCAUGCACGAGUUGCCGCGUGGGCUAAAACCAUCCGCGACGGCAUCCAGAGUGAGUUUCCGUCGCAGGAGAUAAUGUUGCAGAUGGAAGGAUUGAGUUUGGCGCAGUGGAAUGCCUUAAAUGGUUUCGGGAAGACGUGUGCUGACAAAGCCGCCAAGACGGAUAGGACUGUGGACUUGGAAAGGAGAUUUCGCAAGGUGGCCAAGGUUGUACACGUGUCCGAAGACGAAGCCUUCAAGCAAUUCCUGGAGCUGAAGGAUUGCCUUCUGUACACAUGGCGGAAGCUUGGGGACAACAUCGCUGCCUGGCGGUCUGUUCUGGAACGAUGUCGUGUAGCCCGACGGAAGCGUCCAGUAGAUGCCUUGCUCCUUAGUUGGACGGAUUAG